GAGGAGCCCUUCGUGAUGGUGUCGGAGAACGUUCUAGGCAAGCCCAAGAAGUACCAGGGGUUCUCCAUCGACGUUCUGGAUGCCCUCUCCAGCUACCUGGGGUUCAAGUAUGAGAUCUACGUGACGCCCGACCACAAGUACGGCAGCCUGCAGCCAGACGGCAUCUGGAACGGCCUCAUGGGAGAGCUUGUGUUCAAGCGUGCUGACGUGGGUCUCUCAGCCUUGACCAUCACCCCGGAGCGCGAGGGUGCGGUGGACUUCACGUCCCGCUACAUGGACUACUCCGUGGGGGUGCUGCUGCGGAAGGCUGAGCGUACGGUGGACAUGUUCGCCUGCCUGGCGCCCUUCGACCUGUCCCUGUGGGCGUGCAUCGCCGGCACGGUGCUGCUGGUGGGCGUGCUGGUGUACCUGCUCAACUGGCUCAACCCCCCGCGCCUGCCCUUGGGAGCCAUGACCUCCACCACGCUCUACAAACUCCAUGUGGUUCGUCUACGGGUCCUUCGUCCAGCAGG
Molecule: messenger RNA, 512 nt
Organism: Osmerus eperlanus (European smelt)
Lineage: Eukaryota; Metazoa; Chordata; Actinopteri; Osmeriformes; Osmeridae
Product: glutamate receptor ionotropic, delta-2-like
Exons: 2
Biological process (GO): synaptic transmission, glutamatergic; modulation of chemical synaptic transmission
Cellular component (GO): plasma membrane; postsynaptic density membrane
Molecular function (GO): glutamate receptor activity; transmitter-gated monoatomic ion channel activity involved in regulation of postsynaptic membrane potential
Source: RefSeq, a predicted model, not a curated record